AUGGUCCAGUUUCAUGAAGAGUUCUCCCCCGGCUGGGCCAUCUUCACCGUGAAGCUGGACAACGCACGUGCGCCGAGCGCUUACUGGAGAGCACUGCAUUGCUUGGCCGGUCCAGUGCUGUUCUGCGGCCUAGGUCUAUGGAAACUGGCAGUGGUGUUGCUGCUGGGCGCAGCUGUAUGGAUUUUUCCGCGCGAUGUGGCAGAAGAGAAGCUGGUGUGCAUGAAAGGUCUAGGAUUGCAGCUCAGCAGCCGCAAUCGAUCCGGCAAAACCACGAGCGACUUCGUGGAGAUGUCAGAAAUUGAGGAGAUCAUCAUUGCAGAAGCUGUCACCUACUUUGAUGUCUUCUACUACUUGGUGGUGGAGCUCAAGGGAAGCGAUCGGACCAAAGUGCCCUUUCGAACCUUGAGACCUCCGGUGGCUCAACAGCUCCGGGUGCUGCGGGUGCUGCGCGACAUGCUGGGCCUGGACGACGCGGAGCGGUCCAAAACGGCGCCGCAGCAUUCGCCAAGCUGGGGACAAGGCAGAAGGUCCGGAAGGUGA
Molecule: messenger RNA, 540 nt
Organism: Durusdinium trenchii
Lineage: Eukaryota; Dinophyceae; Suessiales; Symbiodiniaceae
Source: the annotation of a GenBank genome assembly